AUGUUGCAAGAAGACAAGCGGCUGAUGAAUGAGUUUUGUUUCCAGGUAGUAUUGUUGGUUAUGAGCGCUGAGGUUUGGGAUUCAAAUUCUGAAGACUUCAUCAUAGCUAUCAUUGCAGAGCUGAACAGGCCCCACCACUUGCGUGUCCUGUGGCUUUUGCAGCGAGCGAGCUCGAUGAUCACCUCCCACGCGUCCCGUAGAUUACAGUACUCGGGCGGGUCUGCUGCCCUGCCAACAGCGAGGGCGAUCGCAAGUAUCGUGGCUAUCACCUCCCUACCGAGCGCCGAGCAGCAGCCUCUACAGCUCGUCGUCGACCAUCGCCUCAAGCGUCAUCUCAAGCGCACCCAUAGGCAUCCGGCCUCGACCGCGCCCUCGGAGUCCUCAUGCACCUGCGCACCAAACUCUCCGCCGGUGGGUGCCAGCACGCUACGCUUCGCGACACCAGACUACGGCAUCAACGACGCGGGCCAAAAUCGGGUGCGGCGCUUUGUCAAUGACGACACCAGCUUCAGCGUACUUCCGCCUGCCCAAUCGGCCAGCAGUUCCUUAUCGAUGGCGCCCUCUGCGGGCCUUGGGCCGGUGUUCGCUUCUCGCACAGCCAUUAAAGCACGUGCGAGCAAGCUGUCCGAGCAGGCUGUACUAGGAAUAGCCCACGAGGCGGACGACCAACCUCCUCGUUGCACGGUGCUUGCUCGUCACUCUGCCUUAGACCAAGCUACAAUCUGUCUUGAACGACAUAUCCAUAAUUGUGCAUUGUCCUUCUUUGGGACAUACUUUCGACGUCGAGGAACCGUCCAGCCGCACGCGCAUUCGUUCGAUAGCUCGAGGACACCGCAUUGGCUGGAGCAAGCCAUCCCCUCGACACGACGACAUUGUCCUGGAGUAGGACGUUGGUGUAUGGGCAAACAUGUCGCUGGAUCCGCAGUCGGCAAGGCGUAG
This is a messenger RNA of Phanerochaete carnosa HHB-10118-sp, 939 nucleotides long. RefSeq lists its product as uncharacterized. Bases 1 to 939 code for a protein of 312 amino acids. The record is from RefSeq and is a predicted model, not a curated record. NCBI's taxonomy places the organism in Eukaryota, Fungi, Basidiomycota, Agaricomycetes, Polyporales, Phanerochaetaceae. The transcript has 5 exons.